UCUAUGGACAGAGCAGGGCGCCGGACUUGAGCGCACAUAGCGGUGGAGCUCCGCGGGAGGAAGUCCACGCAGAAAGCCAGACAUUGACACAGGACAGACGAUGAAGAGAAGAGCAAAUGGAAAAGAUCCAGGUUGUUUUCAUGGGAGAAAAAGACAAAGUUGAAUCAUUUCCAAAGUGACACAAAGUGGGCUAAAAGGAGUUUAGGAGUUUUGGUGCUGCAUUCACUGCCUCCUUUUUUGGAUGUAGUCAAGAUGCCUUAAGUGGAUCAGGUUUGCCCCUCACUCGGAUCCCCACAUCAUCACCACCCGUUUUUUCCUUCCCCGCCGGGAUGGUCCGCCUGCUCAGCUGCCUCCUGCUCGGAUAUGUCACUUGGAACCUGCGGAUCUCGAACGCCCAGGGGGAGUACUGCCACGGCUGGCUGGACGGUAACGGCAACUACCACGACGGCUUCCAGUGUCCGGAGGACUUUGACACGUCCGACGCCACCGUAUGCUGCGGUUCAUGCUCGCUGCGCUACUGCUGCGCCGCCGCGGACGCUCGCCUGGAGCAGGACGGCUGCACCAACGACCGUCCGGCGGACAACACCGAGUAUGCCGCACAGCCGGUCUACAUGCCCUUCCUCAUGGUGGGCAGCAUCUUUGUGGCUUUCGUGGUGGUGGGCUCCCUGGUGGCCGUCUACUGCUGCACCUGCCUGCGUCCCAAGCAGCCCACCCAGCAGCCCAUCCGCUUCUCGCUGCGCAGCUGCCAGGGCGAAACCAUCCCCAUGAUCCUCACCGCCGCGCCACCCAGCAUCCGCGCUCCCUCGAGACAGUCCAGCACGGCCACCACCAGCUCGAGCUCGGCGGGGGGCGGGAGCUCCAUGAGGCGCUUUUCCAUCGGCGGGCAGCAGCAGCAGCAGCACGGUUGCCUGGUGUCAGCUACCGUCUCCUCGCCGGCUUCUACUCCGACACAGACGCAUCAGACAUUGCCUCCGCCACCGCUGCCGCCCCCUUACACGUCCCCUCAUGCCCUACCCGCCAGCCAUAAUCCCCCACACCCCCCUCAGAGUGCCGCUUUCCUGCUGCCCCAGCAGUACUUCUUCCCCCUGCAGCCAGACCCCUUUGCUUCUGCGAAAGGAUUUGCCGACUUUGGGCAAAGUUGACAGUUGGACGGGACGGGGACGGAGAGGACAAUUAGUCUCGGGAGCUGAUUGGACGACCUUGAGAGGACAUGCACUUUUGUAUAUUAUGUACAGAAAGACAUUCCGGAACCAGGGAUUUCUAUUUUUGACAAUCUGAAAGAUGUGUUUGGUGUCUCAGUGGACCGAAGCGGAGGCUGCCAGCUCUCAGCAGACUUCACAGCAGGAAUGCGGCGCUGAGAUCCGUCAUUGUCAGUGCUCAACGGGCCUGUCGGUGGAGGCUUAGGUUGCAUCAACAGGUAGCGACUGGUUAAAAAAAAAAAUAAAGGACUUCUCCUGUGUGUGCGGCGCCGCUGCUUACCCGACUGUGAAACUGAACCCGGAAUCAACACUGGACCGUCUUCCCUUGACGCAUCGCCGCCGUAGCAACGUUGAUUGUCAGGAUUUGUCACAUUCCGCCUGUCAGCUCUUGUCUGUUCUUGUCACUUUCUAUCAUCUUCUGCUUUUCUUGCAAAAUACACUUUCUCACGACCUUUACUGAAUAUCUUGACUUGCAUCUUUUUGUGUGAGGAAUCACUCAAAAAGCAAAUGAUGGCUCACAAAUGUUCCCAAAACUAUUGGGACAUCCACCAUUAAACCUAAAAGGAAGUGGAAAAACAAACCAGAAAAAUGUCAACUUAUUUCAUGAACUUUUUAAUGACUUUGUUGUUUACCAGUCUAGCGUAAAUAUUUAGAAGCUGUCCCUCGGCAUCUGAUGUCUCCGCCCUUUCCUGUUUAGUUGCGAAUAACCAGCACGUCACCAUCGCGCCUACGUUCACGUAAACGGCAAAGACGGAAGAAGUCGGACAUUUGGUUUCCUCCAUGAAUGUAAAGUUUAUUUCAGUCGUCCUCUGCGGACAAUAAAAGACAACACUUAUACAUUUGCAGUCCCGACAUGCAGAACAAUCAUGAAAGCCGAAAACAUGAGCAGAAAGAAACGUUAAAUCAAUUUUUUUUGUCUGUUUUGUAAAGUGAAGUGGUACAAGUUUGUGUUAUCCACUCAUGCAGCGCACAACUUAGAGUUCGGAAAAAGAAAAAAAAACCUAAACAAAGACGACAACAACGUCCACAUUCAGCAACAGUUGACAACUUCAAAGCAGUUGGAGCUGUCCUGUUACAAACGCCAUCAAACCCAAAAAUCGGACAGUAAGAGCAGCGACGGAAAAUAAGCUACCUUGGGAGCGGCGGCUCCCCAACUGAGCAUCGUAAAGUCCAACAUUUACCAAAAACGCUCCGACGAGCCCACGCGGAACAUGCAUCUGCACACAGGAGGACACCAUAGCUAGACCUGGGCUUGUGCACAUGGACCAGUAUGAGCAAGCAUCAAAACACACACACGCGCGCACACAUUCGUACAUUUAAAAACAAAACACACACCAGGAGAUAAUACGUCAACAACUUCCAGUCUCGUAUACGGACUACCAAGGAUUGUUAGGGCUACACUGAAAAGAACAAAUAAAUACGUAAAUACAAAAAUUGACAAAAAAGUUCUAAAUAUGACAAUAAAUAAAUAGAAUAAAUAUCACAAAAUAAAGGUAGAAUAUUCUGAAAAAUGAGUGCUAAUUUUAACCAAAUGAUGUGGGAAUUUAAAAAGUCGUAAUUUUACAAAAAUAUGAAUGUACUACAGUAAAGAUUUUUUAUGCAGCUUUUGUAUGCCUAAGUUUUCAUCAAACAUUUUUGACAAAUUUUUGUCUCAGUUUUCAUACAAUAUUGCACGUAACAAACAAAAAGGGAAAAACAUUGCAGGUGACAAUAAUUUGAUUCCAUCCAUUUGUCAUUUUUAUAUACUGUAUAUAUGAUAUAAAAUAAAUACUUUUUAAAUAUUUUUGAGUGUGUAAUAGGAUUUACAUUAUUUUAU
Messenger RNA from Doryrhamphus excisus (bluestripe pipefish), 3015 nucleotides. RefSeq names its product shisa family member 3 (gene shisa3). Lineage: Eukaryota; Metazoa; Chordata; Actinopteri; Syngnathiformes; Syngnathidae. The record is from RefSeq and is a predicted model, not a curated record.